Ctenopharyngodon idella (grass carp) is the source of this 3684-nucleotide messenger RNA. RefSeq names its product protein kinase, cAMP-dependent, regulatory, type I, alpha (tissue specific extinguisher 1) b (gene prkar1ab). Gene Ontology annotation, biological process: regulation of protein phosphorylation. The record is from RefSeq and is a predicted model, not a curated record. Gene Ontology annotation, molecular function: cAMP-dependent protein kinase regulator activity. Gene Ontology annotation, cellular component: cAMP-dependent protein kinase complex. NCBI's taxonomy places the organism in Eukaryota, Metazoa, Chordata, Actinopteri, Cypriniformes, Xenocyprididae.
CAGAGGUCAGAUCUAGCGUUCAUCAUGGCGUCAGGCAGCGCGAGGCGAGAGGAGAAGAGUCUGAGGGAAUGUGAGAUAUACGUGCAGAAACACAACAUCCAGCAGCUGCUGAAGGACUGCAUCGUCCAGCUGUGCACCUCACGGCCCGACAGACCCAUGGCCUUCCUCAGAGAACACUUCGAAAGGCUGGAAAAGGAGGAAGCGAAGCAGCUUCUGAACCAGCAGAAGGCCAGCUCUCGCUCCGACUCUCGUGAAGAUGAGGCGUCUCCUCCCAUGAACCCUGUGGUGAAGGGUCGCAGGCGGAGAGGAGCCAUCAGCGCAGAGGUCUACACCGAGGAGGACGCCGCCUCUUACGUCAGGAAGGUCAUCCCUAAAGACUACAAAACCAUGGCUGCUCUUGCCAAAGCCAUCGAAAAGAACGUGCUCUUCUCACAUCUGGAUGACAAUGAAAGAAGUGACAUAUUUGACGCAAUGUUUCCAGUCACCUACAUUGCAGGAGAGACCGUCAUCCAACAAGGUGACGAGGGCGAUAACUUCUAUGUCAUUGACCAGGGUGAAAUGGAUGUGUAUGUGAACAGUGAGUGGGUCACCAGCAUCGGCGAGGGCGGCAGCUUUGGAGAGCUGGCUCUGAUCUACGGCACCCCGAGAGCCGCCACCGUCAGAGCCAAGACCAACGUGAAGCUCUGGGGCAUCGACAGAGACAGCUACAGGAGGAUACUGAUGGGAAGCACUCUGAGGAAGAGGAAGAUGUAUGAGGAGUUCUUGAGCAAAGUAUCGAUAUUAGAGUCUCUGGAUAAGUGGGAACGUCUGACUGUGGCUGAUGCUCUAGAGCCGGUGCAGUUUGAGGACAGCCAGAAGAUUGUGGUUCAGGGAGAACCAGGGGACGAGUUCUUCAUCAUCCUGGAGGGAUGUGCAGCCGUUCUGCAGCGUAGGUCAGAAAAUGAGGAGUUUGUAGAGGUCGGCAGGUUAGGACCGUCAGACUACUUCGGCGAGAUCGCUUUGCUGAUGAACCGACCCCGUGCGGCAACCGUGGUGGCCCGCGGGCCGCUCAAAUGCGUCAAGCUGGACAGGCCGCGCUUCGAGCGUGUGCUGGGACCGUGUUCGGACAUCCUCAAACGCAACAUCCAGCAGUACAACAGCUUCGUGUCGCUCUCCGUCUGAGAAUCCCCGCCCCCAAAAAACCUCAACCGCAGGGUCCAUCACACCGUCAGCUUUUCAUCUACACCUCGUAAUCCCAAGCGUUCACAGGCUCGUUAUCGUCACGCGCUUCGUCAAGUGCUUCCCGCGAGAGCUUUAACAGCCGCUUUCAUCGUCGGACAUUUAGAGCCAAAUGAAAGGACAGACAAUCAAAACGUACGUUCCUCCAAUCAAAUCGCAUCCAGUGUUUUUACCUUUAAUUCCAAGCAGUAAACAAAAACAGUAGAGGAGUAUAAAUAUAUUUAUAGUAGAGUUAUUCUAAAACCGUUCUGAUUUCUUUUACCCUCACAGUGCAGGUUAGUUUUUUAAGACUAGUUUUAUAAGAUUAACUGCCUACAUAUAUAACAAGAGUAAGAUGUUUGGCUGUACUGAUUAUAUUCUUCAAGCCUUACCGCCUCAUUUCCCCUUCGAUAUCACGGUUACACAUGAACUUAUAGGAAUUGUAUGCUGUUUUAUUUCUUAUUAUCAUUCCAGCACACGCUCUUGCUAUUUGUGUUCAGUUGCUUAUUGUAGUAAAUUAGUGAGGCCGUUCCUGUGCGGUGUCAGGUUUUAUUGUGGCUGAUCAAAUUUUUAAAAGUGAUUUUUAACUACAGGAAAACUCAAAACGAUGGCAGUUUGUUCUGUUACAAUGCCAGUGCCAAACGUUGGACAGAGCCUCACUUCUUGACUUCUUGACUUGACAAGAGAUUUAAUUUGUAUGUUCCUGCAUGUGCGCCGUCACCGAUUGAGAACAGCUUUCGGUCAGGAUGAUUCAGUAUUUAACUUUUUGUCAGUAUAUGCUGAGAAAUACCAGUUUUAUUUUUUAAUAAGCUUAUUUUUCCACAGUGGCGUAUUUAGUCGCAUGUCAUAAUUUCAAGUGUUUCUGUGGCCAUUUUUUAAACAGCUGUUUUAAUGUUGAUCUAAAGCAACCGAAAGGAUUAUAAAAUUAGGUUUUAACGUCAAUGCCGAGGUCUCUGGUUUCUAGUGGUACUGUUUGAAAACAGAGGCUCGCAAACACAGUCGGCCGCGUUCGUGAAACAGAAAAUCCAUGCGUUUCACAAAUGAUCUUUGAUACAUUUUUAUAAAAACUUGACCUUGGCGAUUUGAUGUUUACAUGUCCGUAUUCUGUUGAGUGAUCAAUGUUUGAUUCUCUUUAUUUACAACAUGUUCCUCGUUUUAGUUUUUGAGAAAUGCAGAUUAAAAAGGUGUAUCACAAAGAUUUUUCCAAAAUUCUUUCAGCUGCAUCUUCGUAAUGUUUAUCACCCAUGUUUUCUAUCUGUGUGAAUGGACAUAAUCGAGAAUGACUGAUGAAUAGAGCUUGCCCAUUCCUGUUCCCGGAGAUCGACCUUCCUGCAAAGUUCAGCUUCGAACCUGAUCAAAACAAGUGAAGCAGCUAAUUAAAGGGGACCUGUAAUGCCCCUUUUACAAGAUGUAAUAUAAGUCCCCAGAAUGUGUCUGUGAAGUUUCAGCUCAAAAUCCCCCACAGAUCAUUUAUUAUAGCUUGUCAAAUUUGCCCCUAUUUGGGUUUGAGCAAAAACAUGCCAUUUUUGUGUGUGUCUCUUUAAAUGCAAAUGAGCUGCUGCUCCCGGCCCCCUUUCCAGAAGAGGGCGGAGCUUUAACGGCUCACGCUUCGGUCGCUCAACAACAACAAAGCCGGAGAAUCUCACGCAGCCAAAAUGAGGAUUGUCAGUAACGGUGUUCAUCCUUACAUUGUUCAAACCGGAGUCGACACUGAUGGAGAGACUCAGGAAGAAGUUACAACUUUUAGACGUUUCUGAAUGGUUAGUGGAUAAAUUUAUGUAGUUGCUGUGGAGUUGAUUCAACUCAUCCACUAGCAUGUGCCGUCAUGUUAAUCUUUUGUGUUGAAUUGACCCUCGUUUGUGAAGCAGUCCGGCGUAAAAUGACGGCAUGACAACAACACUCUACUACAACAACUCUUCCUCUUCUCUAAAGCAGCCCAACAUGGCCCCGCCCCCUUUGUUGUGUGUUCUCGGGGGCGGGGUUUAUGUAAAUACAAGGGUUUGUGAUGUCACUAACCUGGGAAGAAGCUCAUUGUAGUCCCUACCAGCCGUUUGUUGUAGUCCUUAAAGUUCAAUUUUACAGAAUUCGCUUUUUGAGUGUUGUAACUUUGCAGAUGUUGUUUACGCUCAAACAGCAGCAUUACACACUAACUAAAGUUAAAUCAUAAUCAACCACCCAUUUAAGACCUUCAGGAGCACUUGAUAAUUACAGACAGGAGUGUUGGAUUUGAGUGGGAUCUGAACUGGAUCUCCAGGAACAGGAUUGGGCUUCCCUUUGGUUAGAUGCUCCUUCAAACCCAAAAGUUUCUGCUAGUUCUGUGACCUUAUGAGCUGCUGAUAUAUUACAGACCUCAGAUGAUGUUUUAUUUGUCAAUGUUACCCAAAUGUGUCGUUUCAUUUCCAGCGAGUUCUGCGCAGAAAAUAAUCAUUUUGGUAUAGAUCGUCCAAAUGGCAGUUUAAGCAAUAAAAAGGUUGGAUUAUUGAACAA